Molecule: messenger RNA, 2073 nt
Organism: Canis lupus familiaris (dog)
Lineage: Eukaryota; Metazoa; Chordata; Mammalia; Carnivora; Canidae
Product: basic proline-rich protein-like
Exons: 5
Coding region: 1-2073 (690 amino acids)
Source: RefSeq, a predicted model, not a curated record
AUGGCCUGGGAGAACCACAUCUGCAGCCGCGGAGGCCCGGGCACAGGCGGAGCCCCGACGCCCCGCCCCGACGCCCCGCCCCGACGCCCCGCCCCGCCCCAACGCCCCCUCCCGGCGGGCCCGGCCCAGCGCGGGGGACGCGAGCGCGAGCGGCGACCCACCUACGGCUUCCAGACGACACGCGGCGUCUCCGGCGCUCCUCUGAGCCUCGCGGUGGGCGGACGGCCCGGGGACACGCCGCGAGGACCGCCCUGGGCCCGGGGCCGCGCCGGCCCCGCUGCCGCCCCGCUGCCGCCCCGCGCCGCCAGCCCCGGGCCGCCGGGGGCCCUCGGCGCCCAGCCCCGCAGCGGGCUCUCCCCGGGGAAGCCCCGCCGCCCGGGGCUCGCGCGGCCCAGCGCCCGCCUCCCCAGGACGCCGCCGGCUGACGGGCGGCCCCACCUCCACCGAGCCCGAGGCGGGCUGCGCGCCGGGGCGGGGCGUCGCCGCGACUUCGGGGAGAGCGGUGCGUUCGCGCCACGGCCGCUCCCCGGCAGCAGCGAAGCGACCGACCCUGCCGGCCGCGGCCCCAGCGGCGAGCCCGGACCCUCCACGCCCCGCUCCCGCCCCCGAGGCGCCAGGAGGGCGGCGGGCGGGGCUCCGGCUCCGGCGCCGGCUCCGGGGAAGCACCUGGCCGGCGGGGCUCCGCUCCAGGGGACGCUCGGCCGCCGCCCUGACCCCCCGCGGCCCCACCACCCAGCCUCCCGCUCCGCCCACCCGCAGCCCCCGAGUCCCGCCGGCCUCCCCGGCGCGCGUCGGCCUUCCCCGGGGCGGCCCUCCGCGGCGGCGCCCCACGACGCCCUCGGACGCCCUCGGACCCCUCGCCCGCCCCCCGCCCCCCGCCCCCCGCCCCGCGACCGCCCGGGACCAGCCCCUGCGCCCGGCUCCGCUCCGCGCACAGGCCGAGUGAGGCCACGCGCCGCGCCUUCAGCCAGCGCCGCCGGGGCCCGACCUGGGGCCCGGCCUCCCCUGUCCCCCCGGAGCCGCAGCAGCUUCGCGGACGCGCCGUCGGACGAACCCAGGGCCGCCACGGCCCGCACGAGCAGCCGCCCGAGGAGCCUCCCGACCGCCUCCCCGACCCCCCCCCAGGAGCAGCCGCCCGAGGAGCCUCCCGACCGCCUCCCCGACCCGCCCCCCGAGGAGCAGCCGCCCGAGGAGCCUCCCGACCUCCUCCCCGACCCCCCCCCCAGGAGCAGCCGCCCGAGGAGCCUCCCGACCGCCUCCCCGACCCCCCCCCAGGAGCAGCCGCCCGAGGAGCCUCCCGACCGCCUCCCCGACCCGAGCAGCCGCCCGAGGAGCCUCCCGACCGCCUCCCCGACCCCCCCCCAGGAGCAGCCGCCCGAGGAGCCUCCCGACCGCCUCCCCGACCCGCCCCCCGAGGAGCAGCCGCCCGAGGAGCCUCCCGACCUCCUCCCCGACCCCCCCCCCAGGAGCAGCCGCCCGAGGAGCCUCCCGACCUCCUCCCCGACCCCCCCCCCAGGAGCAGCCGCCCGAGGAGCCUCCCGACCUCCUCCCCGACCCCCCCCCCAGGAGCAGCCGCCCGAGGAGCCUCCCGACCGCCUCCCCGACCCCCCCCCCCAGGAGCAGCCGCCCGAGGAGCCUCCCGACCUCCUCCCCGACCCCCCCCCCAGGAGCAGCCGAGCAGCCGCCCGAGGAGCCUCCCGACCUCCCGACCUUACUCCGCCAGGGCCCGCGGGGGAGGAGAGGCCCCGCCCCAGGUCUCCCAGCCGGGCUGGUGGCAGUCGGGGGCGGCUCCCCCGCAGGCACCCCGAGGGCGCGCUGUCCGCUCAGGCCGGGCACUGGAGCGCGCCCUGCUUCCCUGAGCCUCCCCCUUCCCGGGCCACACCGAGCCUGGCGCCGCGGCGGGGGGAGCCUCGGGAACAGCCCUCGCAGCGCGCCGAGCGCCCCCUGCCCGCAGCCCCGCCCGUGCCCCCCGCCUGGGCCGCAGCCCGAGCACGUCGGCGCGGGGGCCGAGCGUUCGGCUCCUCACCGUCUGCCCGGAGGCCCGCGGGCGGCGGCGGCUCGCUGUCCUCGUAG